AUGGAUACAGAUAAUAAAACCAAAUUAUAUAUUAAAGAUAGAAAAGUUGGGGAAGGGACUUAUGCUAUUGUUUAUUUGGGCAGACAACUAUGUACAAAUAGAAAAGUAGCUAUUAAAAAAAUAAAAAUUGGUCAAUUAAAGGAAGGUCUUGAUAUAUCUGCAAUCCGUGAAGUUAAAUUUCUUCGUGAAAUCAAACAUGAAAAUAUUAUAGAGCUUAUUGACGUAUUUUUAUCUAAAAGAAAUCUAAAUUUAAUUCUUGAAUUUCUUACAUCUGAUCUUGAAUUGAUUAUUAAAGAUAAAUCACUUAUUUUUUCUUCUUCUGAUAUAAAAUCAUGGUUACUUAUGACAUUACGUGGUUUACAUUAUCUUCAUUCUUAUUUUAUUCUUCAUCGUGAUCUUAAACCAAAUAAUCUUCUUAUUGAUGCAAAUGGUGUUCUUAAAAUUGCAGAUUUUGGGCUUGCUAGAGAUUACGGAAAUCCAUAUGUAAAUAUGACUAGUCAAGUUGUAACUCGUUGGUAUCGUUCUCCUGAACUACUUUUUGGUGCAAAAUCAUAUGGUACGAGUGUUGAUAUAUGGUCUAUAGGUUGUAUAUUUGCAGAACUUAUGCUUCGUACACCAUAUCUUCCUGGAAAUACUGAUGUUGAUCAACUCGAUACAAUUUUUCGAGCAUUAGGAACUCCAACAGAUGAAGAUUGGCCGGGAAUGCGCCAGCUUCCAGAUUUUGUAGAAUUUAAGCAAUAUCCAAAGCCCGUUAACCAUAGGGUUCUUUUUACAGCUGCGAGUGAUGAUGAAUUACGUUUAUUAGAAUGGCUACUAUUAUUUGACCCACUAAAACGUCCAUCAGCAAAACAAGCUCUUAAAAGUAAAUAUUUUUCUAGUUAUCCACGACCAACUCCUCCAUCUCAAUUGCCAAAAAGAAAUAUUGAGGAGAAUGAAGCAAGCUCUAUUAAUCUUAUAUGGGAUGAUAAUAUAUCUGGUACAAAGUUUGAUACAAAAUCUAUUGCACGUAAACUUGUUUUUUAA
This is a messenger RNA of Pneumocystis murina B123, 1023 nucleotides long. RefSeq lists its product as hypothetical. Gene Ontology annotation, cellular component: transcription factor TFIIK complex; cytoplasm; transcription factor TFIIH holo complex. Bases 1 to 1023 code for a protein of 340 amino acids. Gene Ontology annotation, molecular function: cyclin-dependent protein serine/threonine kinase activity; ATP binding; RNA polymerase II CTD heptapeptide repeat kinase activity. The record is from RefSeq and is a predicted model, not a curated record. The transcript has 4 exons. Gene Ontology annotation, biological process: positive regulation of transcription by RNA polymerase II; protein phosphorylation. Lineage: Eukaryota; Fungi; Ascomycota; Pneumocystomycetes; Pneumocystales; Pneumocystaceae.